This is a messenger RNA of Megalops cyprinoides (Indo-Pacific tarpon), 3894 nucleotides long. It is a transcript of the gene scarf1, whose product is annotated as scavenger receptor class F, member 1. Lineage: Eukaryota; Metazoa; Chordata; Actinopteri; Elopiformes; Megalopidae. Gene Ontology annotation, molecular function: scavenger receptor activity. The record is from RefSeq and is a predicted model, not a curated record. The transcript has 11 exons. The coding region runs from base 93 to 2777 and encodes 894 amino acids.
UGCGAGAGGGGAGAGGAGAAGAAGGGGGAUCGGAUCCGUGUCUGUCCUGCUGGCUGUUGGGCGAGAGCUGGCCUCGGCCCGGCUCUGAGGACAUGGGCCUCUGCGUGGCAGGUCUCGGACUGCUCCUCUGCUGUUUGCCCGCCUCCUCGCAGAAGCUCGACCUUUCGGGACGCAACGUGUGCCAGGACUCCAGGGGCUCUGCUCCAGUCUGCUGCCCAGGGUGGAGGCAGCAGGGAAAGGAAUGCCCCAUACCUGUGUGUGAGGGCGAAAGGGCCUGUGGACAGGAUGAGAUCUGUGUCCAUCCAGGAUUCUGCCGCUGUAAACCUGGAUUCUUUGGCGCUCUCUGCAAGACACGGUGCCCUGCUGAGUUUUGGGGUCCAGACUGCCGCAAGCUCUGCCAGUGCCACCCCCACGGGCGCUGUGACCCCCAGACGGGCGAGUGCACGUGCCUGCCCAACCGCUGGGGGCCCGCCUGCCAAAACGUCUGCAAGUGCGGUCGCCACGGCCACUGCGACCCGCUCCACGGCAACUGCACCUGCGACAAGGGCUGGUGGACGGCCACCUGCAGCCGGGCGUGCCAGUGCCACCCGGAAACGUCCACCUGCGACCCCGAGACGGGCCGCUGCGCGUGCGAGCCGGGUUACUGGGGCCAGAAGUGCAGCCUGAGGUGCGGCUGCUACAUCUCGCCCUGCCAGCAGAUGUCGGGCUCCUGCCAGUGCCUGCGCGGCUGGUGGGGCCCCACCUGCGACCGCCGCUGCAACUGCAACCUGGCGCAUGGCGACUGCGACCCCGUCACCGGGACGUGUCUGUGCCAGCCCGGGUACAAGAGCCCCUUCUGCAACGAGCCCUGCAGCGCCGGUCACUACGGCGACGGAUGCGAGAAAAGGUGUGGGCGCUGUAAGGAGGGACAGCCUUGCUCUGUGGUGGAUGGGUUUUGCGUGGCCUGCGAGCCAGGCUGGAACGGGACACGUUGUGAUCAGACCUGCCCACGCGGUUACUAUGGAAACCUCUGCAAGGAGGUGUGUCCUCACUGCAGGGCUGGGGAGCCAUGUGACCCUGAGACAGGAGUGUGCACACACUGUGACCCAGGUUGGACUGGACCAAGGUGUGACGAGCGCUGCGCGGAGGGCCUGUUCGGGGACGCCUGCCGCUUCCUGUGCGGCCCCUGCUUUCGCGGGCAGUGCGACCACGUGACUGGCAGCUGCGUGUGCCAGCCCGGGUUCGAGGGCGAGAGCUGCAACAGCACGUGUCCGGAUCACACGUUCGGCGUGAACUGCUCCUCCUCGUGCGACUGCGGAGAGCGCGGCUGUGACCCUGCCACCGGAGUGUGCCACUAUGGCAGUCGUGGGGUGCUGAUUGCAGGUCUGCUCGUACCCCUGAUUCUGCUGCUGCUGGGUCUGACCUGCUGCUGCUUCUGCUGUGGAAGUGGAACGGAUGAUGGGAAAGACAGGGUGGCAGUGGAAGACGGGGGCCCUGCUGUUCGAAUGAAGCACCACGUAUAUAAUGCCCUGGCCAACAUGAGCUCUGCCGUGCCCUGCUUGACGCUGGGGUCGUCUGGACUCCCCCGGGUCACAGUUUCUCACCAUGAUCCUGAGCUCACCUUCAACCACAGCUUCAUUGAGCCGCCCUCGUCUGGCUGGGUGACAGACAACUCGUCCUUCGAGAGUGACGAGGGGGAGGCGGUCUACUGUGUGCCCCCCAGGGAGGAUAUCCCUGCGCUGGCGGGAGGGGACUUCCAGGAGAUCAGCUCCAAGUGCAACAUCUUCCCUGACCCCUCGGGGUUCAACAGCGACGAUGUGUCCCAGCCCUUCGCCAUCCCACGGACUUCCAGCAUCGCCAAGUCCAAACGCCCCUCCGUCUCUUUUGCCGAAGGGACAAAGUUCGCCCCGAAAGAGCGGCGAGGCUCCACCCAGGAGGUCCCCAGCACGGCUCGCAAAGCCAAGUCCCCCUGGGGGGUCCUGAUGCUCUCCGCCCUGCAGGGCCAGGGUGGGCGGGGCGAGGGGGAGGGCGGGACCGAAGGCGAGGGCGGGGUGGAGGAGGAGCCGGGAGGCCACGGCGAAACCGGAGAGGAGGACAGCGAGAGGCACGGCGCUGCUGCCCCCCGCAGCUCUCUCUCUCUGCCAGCAGGGCGGCGCCGUACCAUGUCCAACGCGCGGCGGGCAGCGCAGGCUGCAUCCACGGACACGCAGGCCCCGGAGGCGGAGAAGGCGGUGACGGUGUACGUGACGGUGGGGAGGGCGGGCCGGCCGGCGCGGCCCGAGUCCGGCGGGGAGGGCCCGGUGCAGGCGGUGCUGCGCAGGCUGGGGAGCCUGCAGAAGCGCAGCGAGGAGGGGGGUCACGCUCGCGGGGGCAUCGCCAAACCGCCGCGCAGGAAACUGGGCGCGCGGGUCAGUGCGUGGGAGCAGGCGGCGGCGGGCGGGGCAGCGGACGGGGCGCGGGUGGAGGUGCACAUGCGGAAACCCAGCCGCAGGAAACCGCCCCCCCUCAGCUCGCCCGGCUCCCUGGGUGACUCCGCCUCCUGGCAGGAUGGCGGCUCCCCCCCCAGGAGGCCCCUGUCUUCCAUCCUGAAGAGCGUCCCAGAGAACGCAGCGGCGGGCGCCGAGGCAAGCACGGGGGCCACGGAUGUCACUGCGGCAGCAGGUUGCCGCAGCGGCUCGCAAGUGGAGAGCGGGUACCUCUCUGUGGGAGAUGGAGGGGAGGUCAUCACCAACCAGGGGGUGGUGGCCAGCGCAGACGAGGGGCCGGCGUACGAGAACAUCCUGAUAACGCCCUCCUAAGGACCUGGCUAGGGCACGCUCCACAUCGCAGCUCUGCUUCUGGGGUUCCUCAGCAUCACCACAGAGAAUCAACAGCACCCCAGAUACAGCACGCUACAGACUGGGUUUUUAGCCUUUAUUUUUAAGUGUCUUUUAAACAUGACCUGAUAGGUCAGAAAUUUCACAUCCAAUGCCGUGCCAUUGUCUGAACUACUGUAAUGUGACGUGUGUUAGGAAGUGGAGAUUCUUACAGGAAAUGCUUUCCAUCCUGCCUUGAGGCUGUCUCUCUCUUGCUGUGUGUUUAUUUUGUUUUCGUUGUGGACAUGGCAUUUCUGAAGGGCGGGACGUUGUACUCAUUACCCACGGACUAACUUUUAAACGGCAGCGUUUCCUGGAGGAAGUGGUGUCAUACUCCUUUAAAAACUCAAGAAGUAGACAAAGAAAUGCCCAUAUAAGGACACGUUUCUAAUUGAAAUGCUAAAAAAUACAUUUCAGGUGAGCUUCAGUCUCUGUGGUGCUGUAUUUAUGAAUGUGUGUACACAUGUACACACACACCGUUUCAUGCUCAGAUAUCAUUUGGUAUGUCUGAAAAGGGAAACGCUGUAAGUGGAGAGCAGUAUAUUGAUAUUAUACACUUGAUAUCGUCCCUGCCAUUAUAUAUUCCCUGCUAGAUUAAUAUAGAUACAUGAACACAUUUUGGCAUGUGAGAGACCUUUGUAAUAAAGCACCUGUUUAUUUCUGGCAGUAUAAGCCAUAAAGAAACAAACACUGUCCAUAUAAAACUGUGAAUGUCAUUCAGUGAAGGAGACGCGCACGCACACAGAAAGCAUGUGCACAGAUGUGGCUUAGCUCCAUCAGUGUAAAUGGACUUUUGUGUUUUCUUUCUCCUCCUUUAUGUAGCCCUGUUUUGGAAUACAGUUUUUGCUCGCUGUACACCAGACUCAUCUCACCAAAACAACCUCUGCAUGUGUGCAGACGUGCUGAGGCGAGACCAGCGUAGUCCUAACAAUACACUUGCAGCAGCCAGCAGACAUCAUUCACACUACAGUCGAGCGGGUGCUCAUUGGAGGAUACGUACUACUGAUGUGAUCUGAGCAAUUCAUAUCCCCCCUGAGUCAGUGACGCAAGGAAACCCUGG